AUGAGGCUCUUCCUGAUCGUUGCAGUUCUGCUGUUCCAGAACCCCACAGUAACCGAGCAACUGAAGAGAUGCUGGGACGACUACGUGCAGGGCCACUGCCGCAAGAUCUGCAAGGUGACCGAGAUCCGCGAGAUACUCUGUGCCAACGGGAGAUACUGCUGCCUCAGCAUCAAGGACGUGCGAGCACGCAAGGUGAUCACAAGGCCCCCGCGGCCGAAGCCAAGAACGCAGGCGUACACUUUUCCUCAGGACCAAUUCCCAACGCUGGAAAACUAUGCAAUUUCCAAUGCACAUUCUACAUAA
Molecule: messenger RNA, 303 nt
Organism: Lepus europaeus (European hare)
Lineage: Eukaryota; Metazoa; Chordata; Mammalia; Lagomorpha; Leporidae
Gene: DEFB127
Product: defensin beta 127
Exons: 2
Coding region: 1-303 (100 amino acids)
Biological process (GO): innate immune response
Cellular component (GO): extracellular region
Source: RefSeq, a predicted model, not a curated record